Molecule: messenger RNA, 2733 nt
Organism: Frankliniella occidentalis (western flower thrips)
Lineage: Eukaryota; Metazoa; Arthropoda; Insecta; Thysanoptera; Thripidae
Gene: Etf-QO
Product: electron transfer flavoprotein-ubiquinone oxidoreductase, mitochondrial
Exons: 11
Coding region: 136-1944 (602 amino acids)
Biological process (GO): electron transport chain
Cellular component (GO): mitochondrial inner membrane
Molecular function (GO): iron-sulfur cluster binding; electron-transferring-flavoprotein dehydrogenase activity
Source: RefSeq, a predicted model, not a curated record
CUGUUGAAUGAAUUAACAACUGACAUCAAUACAAAUACCCUGCCAAGAUUUAUUUGCCUGCUGCCCUCGCACUCAUUGCUGCUGUGGUGUGUAUCAACCAGUUGAGAGUUGAUCUUUACUCUUCACAUUCAAAAUAUGGCGUGUAACGUCAGUCUUACGUCAAAGCUUUUCCAGAGGAUUGUGUCUCUUUCUCAGAGACAGUACUCCUCACAGGUAUUCCCUAAAAUUACUACCCAUUACACGGUUCACCCUCGUGAAUCAGAUCCACGAUGGAAGGAUAUCGACAUGGAGCGAGCUGUGGACGAAACAGAUGUUGUCAUUAUUGGAGGUGGUCCUGCUGGAAUGUCAGCUGCCAUCCGUCUUCGCCAACUUGCUGAAAAAGAGGGAAAAGAGUUGAGAGUGGUUGUUGUAGAAAAGGCUUCUGAAAUAGGUGGCCAUAUUUUGUCUGGAGCUUGUGUUGAUCCAAAAGCCCUUAACGAGUUGAUACCAGACUGGAAGGAGAAGGGAGCUCCACUAAACACACCUGUCACGAAGGAUCGAUUUGUUUACCUUACCGAGAAAGGCAGCAUUCCCCUUCCAGUCUUUCCAGGGAUGCCUAUGUAUAACCAUGGAAACUACGUAGUACGAUUAGGACAUGUUGUACAGUGGCUUGGAGAACAAGCUGAGGCUGCAGGAGUAGAGGUGUUCUCUGGCAUUGCAGCAUCAGAAGUGCUUUAUAAUGAAGAUGGAAGUGUGAAGGGCAUUGCUACUGGUGAUGUUGGAAUAGCCAAGGAUGGAUCUCCAAAGGAACAAUUUGAGCGGGGAAUGGAGCUUCAUGCCAAGUGCACUAUAUUUGCUGAAGGUUGUCAUGGACAUUUAACUAAACAACUUUCAAAGAAGUUGAACCUAAGAGAACACUGUGAAACUCAAACUUAUGGAAUUGGUAUUAAGGAGGUGUGGGAAAUUCCUGCAGAAAAACAUCAGCCUGGACUUGUGGAGCAUAGUAUUGGUUGGCCUCUGGACAAAUUCACAUAUGGAGGGUCAUUCCUUUAUCAUUUAAACGAACCUACACCCACUAUUGCUAUUGGCUUUGUUAUUGGUUUGGAUUACCAAAACCCAUACUUGAGUCCAUUUAAGGAGUUUCAGAGGUUCAAGCACCACCCUUCUAUUGCCAAGCAUCUCCAGGGUGGCAAAAGGAUUGCCUACGGUGCUAGAGCUUUGAAUGAAGGUGGGUACCAGAGUAUACCAAAGCUCUCAUUCCCUGGUGGUUGUCUCAUUGGGUGCACUGCGGGGUUCCUUAACGUACCGAAGAUAAAGGGUGUGCAUUAUGCCAUGAAGAGUGCGAUGCUGGCUGCAGAGGGUAUCUUUGAAAACCUUCAAGAGUCUGCAGAUGCUUCUUGUAUAUAUCCAAAGUCUUAUGAGGAGAAACUGAAGAGCAGUUGGGUCUACUCAGAACUUAAAGCAGUUCGUAAUAUUCGACCUGCCUUCCACAACCCACUAGGACUAUAUGGCGGUGUAGCUUAUGGUGCUUUUGCUACUCUAACCAAAGGAUUUGAACCCUGGACCUUUUCACAUGGCGACCCUGAUUCCAAACGCCUGAAACCAGCUAAAGAGUGUAAGCCCAUUGACUAUCCCAAGCCUGAUGGAGUCCUCAGCUUUGACUUGCUUUCUUCUGUGGCCCUUACUGGUACCAAUCAUGAAGGGGACCAACCUGCCCACCUGACUCUGAUGGAUGAUACUAUUCCUGUCAAGAACAAUCUAGGAGUUUAUGAUGGACCAGAAGGCCGCUUUUGCCCAGCAGGUGUCUAUGAGUAUGUUCCUUUGGAAAGUGGAGAUGGCCAACGAUUACAAAUCAAUGCUCAAAAUUGCAUACACUGCAAAACCUGUGAUAUCAAGGACCCAAGCCAAAAUAUCAACUGGGUUGUUCCGGAAGGUAGUGGUGGUCCUGCUUACAAUGGCAUGUAAAUUAAGUACUGCCACUAUAAGGUAAAUUUUAUUUUUAAUGCCUCUUCUGUUUAAAGUUGUCUGAAAGUUUGGCUGUGCCCUUAAAUGGGACUGUGCACUUUGAGAUUGUGACCAGUAAUUUGUGUCUUCCAAGUCAUUGUGUAAAAUGUGAGACAUGUAUUUAGAAGUAUUUUAUAUUUUAUUGAUGUGCGAAACUUUUUGUAUACAUGUUUUUCUUUGGACUUUGUAAAUCACUUAAUUGAAUGUCAAGAGUCAUGAAAACGGAUGUUUAAAAUGUUGUAUUCAUCACAUGCUGUUAUUUAUACGCUUGUUAUUUUAUUUUAUGUUGUUUUUAGUUCAUUGUUGGUUUUCUAUGUAAUUUGUCCCUGUUUAUGCAACGUACCUGUUCAGCCUGCAUCCAAGGUUGUUUGUUUUGUAAUGCAAUACUGUGCAGUGAUUUGAGAUUAUAUUUGUGGCUUGAGUUCUAAAACCACAAUCUACUCAACCAUGUAAAAUCAAACAACUUAACUGUAAGAUCUUGCUAUGAAUUCUUGUGGAAUUGUUAAGUCCAUCAUUUUUGCUUGAUUAGUUUAGAUGUUUUUUACUUUUGAUUUUUGAACCAACUGAAGUUGUCAUAUGUCUGUCAAUCCAUCUUAUAUUUUGUUGUACUUCAAAAUAAUUUGCAAAUUUUUAUGCACCAACUAAGACCCUAUUUGAUAUACCAUGCACAUUUCAUAGACUGAUGUUAUUUACUAAAUGUUUCUGUAUCAAAAUGAGAUAUAAAUUAAAGAUUUUAUUUUACAAAAGAAA